This is a messenger RNA of Dentiscutata erythropus, 566 nucleotides long. Lineage: Eukaryota; Fungi; Glomeromycota; Glomeromycetes; Diversisporales; Gigasporaceae. The record is from the annotation of a GenBank genome assembly.
AUGCCACUUGCUCCAGCAUUAGGGCUUGUCCAGAAGGCAGAAAAAAAAAAUAUAGAAAAAUGUAUAAUCCUUAAGGAGGAAAACAAAGAAAAUAUAAAUCACGAAGCCAAUAUUUCUUAUAGCGAAACGUCUUAUACAAGUAUGAUGAAUUUAUCCGAAUCUUCGUUAUUCAUAAUAACAACUGAAGCUGCGGCACUUCAUUGCUUGUUGAAUAUUCGGGAACACAUAUUAAAAAUGGGAGAUACAUUCCUUGUAGUUGAUUUCGGAGGUGGAACAGUUGAUCUCACAAUGAGAAUGAUACAAAUGGGUAAUAAACUAAAGAGGAAACAGAAAGAACCAGUAACUUGUGCGCUACGAAUAUAUUCUUAUGGAGAAUUACAAACUAGUUCAUACCUUUUUUAUAAGAAAGUAAAGGAUUUUGAAAUGGUUGAUCCAACGAUAGACAAAAUUAUCAGGCUAACUAAUAAUCAACUAGAACAAUUGUCAAAACUUCCUAAUAAACGCAAAUGUAAAGCUAUGCUCUUGGUAGUAGGAGGUUUUACAGCUAUUGUUAAAGGUGCAGCAGC